This is a messenger RNA of Drosophila hydei, 1632 nucleotides long. RefSeq names its product serine protease gd-like. The record is from RefSeq and is a predicted model, not a curated record. Gene Ontology annotation, molecular function: serine-type endopeptidase activity. Gene Ontology annotation, biological process: proteolysis. NCBI's taxonomy places the organism in Eukaryota, Metazoa, Arthropoda, Insecta, Diptera, Drosophilidae. The transcript has 4 exons. Bases 82 to 1533 code for a protein of 483 amino acids.
CACCGCUUGGCGCUCUUUCAAAGAGGUCUGAAUCGUGACUGCGCUUGUUCAAUUGGUUUCGCGUCUUCGAUCAUUUAGAAAAUGAAACAUUUCUUAUUAGUGUUCGGCAUCUUUUUAAAGCUGCUGCUUCUGCCUUGGCCCAGUUCAGCACAGCAAGUGCCGCCUGUCGCCUGUCCGGAAUACUUUGAGUAUCUGGCAUACAAUCAGGAGUACGUGGGUCGUAUUUCUAUACGGCAUGAUGCACAGUACCAGGAAAACACGCUCCGACUCGAGUUCUCGCAACCAGGAUUUCUAAGUUCGAAUUACGGUGGCAGCCUAACUCUGUGGGAUGGCGAAGAGGUAACCAAGUCUAAUCUCCGCUAUGGACGUCCUAUACAAUAUCGCGUUGAUUUUCCCACACCCGGUGUGCUACCUAAGCUGACAUUGCUUAUGCUCAACGAUGUUGUCCUAUGCAGAGCUUCGCCAUAUCCUCCUAGCAGUGUUACGCUUACUCUAUCCCAUUCGCUGCGCUCUACGACAGUGCCGCUCUUCACUCAAAAUCCUCAGAUACUUCAGGAAACAAACCGACGGCCGCAGCGACCAAUUUGGGAAGGAAAUGUUGUCCAACCUCAGAAGGCUAUACCACAAGUGUCUAAUCCUGUGCCAGCACCACCGCGUCAAGCACCUACCCAACCUGCACCUCGCCCACGCCCAAGGCCACAGCCAGCUCCUAGUAGUGGUGGCCAGGGACUUGGCCAGCUCUCAACAAUCUGUGGACGCGAAGGGCCUGUCACAUCGCCGCUUCUCCAUUUUGGUAGUCAGGUCCGUCGCGGCCAGCUUCCUUGGAUGGCGGCCCUGUAUGAACGUGGUCCUGACGGUCUUCGCUUUUUCUGUGGUGGUACGCUCAUCUCGGCCUCAACGGUGUUGUCGGCGGCGCAUUGUUUCGUUUACGCUGAGCGAAACUUACCGCCUAGCCGAGUAGGUGUCUCGCUGGGCCGCAACACAUUGGAUUUAGUGUCGGACGGAUUAUUGGGUGAGGUCUCUGUGCUGAUGGUACACGAGGAGUACUCGCCCAGAAACUAUUCGAAUGCUGACAUAGCUCUGCUCAAGCUUUCGUCUCCAGUGAGCUUUGGCGAAUACAUCAAGCCCAUUUGCUUGUGGAAUGAGAACUUUUUGCUGCAGCUGCCGUCUGGCUACAAGUCCUAUGUGGCUGGCUGGGGAUCCGAUGAGCAUGGCAACCCGAAUACGCGAGUGGCGAAGAUGACAGAUACGGAUAUCAUCACUGAAGCCGAGUGCCUGCGCAAUCUGAGAUCUACCGAGGGCAUCAGACUGGUCACGCCGAAUACGCUCUGUGCGAGCAACAAGCAGGCAGCGGGACCCUGCAGCGGCGAUUCCGGUGGCGGCCUCAUGCUCCAGGAGAACAAUGUCUGGCUGCUGCGCGGUGUCGUCUCGGCUGGCCAGGUGUUCACCAAUCGCUGCGACCUGACGCAGCCCGUCAUUUAUACGGAUCUGGCAAGGCAUAUUAGUUGGCUGCGCCAGCACAUCUGGAUUUGAGUCGACUCGUUUCUUUUAAGGCUUAAGUUAACUUGUGAUAAGUAGAAGAAAGAGAGAGAGAGAGAGAGAUAACUUUUAAAUUGUAUGACACAAUAAAUG